GCUUAUGUAAACCAGGGGAAGCCUGUGCAGAAGACUGUCUAGACCUUCUUCACCUUAUCUUAAAGCAAUUAAGGACAGGUUAAACCCUGAGUUUGGGCCAUGCCAGGAUGUGUUUGUCACUCGACCUCAUGUUGAACUCAUUCCAUGUGCCCACGACAGGCAGCCAAGUGUUCAGUUCACUGUGUAGCAGUACAUUCAGGAGAACCAAGCUCUUCUCUUAGGAAACGCCACCAGCUCCUCACAGCACGGAGGCCCAGCAUGAAUGGGAACUGUGCUGGGGGCACAGACUGGUUGAGGAAUCUGGAGUCCAGUUGUCCUGUGGAAAACAGAACUGUAGCAGCCCAUGAGUCAGAAAAAAGUUCUGUGGUGUUAGGAGGUCACAGCCCUGCAGUUCCCAGGACUGAGGGUUUGGAUUCUGAAUGCCGACACAACACUUGCCCAGUGAAUCCCCAGAUCUGUAGCAUGCUGUCUGCUCCUGAAGAACCUCACAACUGCCAUAUCCCAGAUGGAAAUAAGAGACAGAUGGAAUAUUUUAAUACCCAGGAACGCCAUGGCUGUGCAUUGUCUUCAAGCAGCAGUUCCCAGACAGUAGCUCCAGAGAAGGUGACCCUGGUGGUGGAUGGCACCCGCUUUGCAGUGAAUCCCCAGAUCUUCACUGCUCACCCUGACACCAUGCUGGGAAGAAUGUUUGGGCCAGGCAGAGAAUACAAUUUCACCCGGCCAAACGAGAAGGGCGAGUACGAGAUCGCAGAAGGGAUCAGCUCGGCCGUGUUCCGCACCGUGCUGGAUUAUUACAAAACUGGAAUCAUUAACUGCCCUGAUGGGAUUUCCAUCCCAGACCUUCGAGACACAUGUGAUUACCUCUGCAUAAACUUUGAUUUCAACACAAUCAAAUGUCAAGAUUUAAGUGCUCUGUUACACGAGCUCUCCAAUGAUGGGGCUCACAAGCAGUUUGACAGCUACCUGGAGGAGCUGAUCCUGCCCAUCAUGGUGGACAGCGCGCGGAAGGGCGAGCGGGAGUGUCACAUCGUGGUGCUGACCGAUGAGGACACCGUGGACUGGGAUGAGGAUCAUCCACCUCCCAUGGGAGAGGAGUAUUCUCAAAUCCUUUACAGUUCCAAGCUGUACAGAUUCUUCAAGUACAUUGAGAACCGGGACGUGGCAAAAGCCGUGCUGAAGGAGCGGGGCCUGAAGAACAUUCGCAUUGGCAUCGAAGGGUACCCCACGUGCAAGGAGAAGGUGAAGAGGAGGCCCGGUGGCCGCUCCGAGGUCAUCUACAACUACGUGCAGCGGCCGUUCAUCCAGAUGUCCUGGGAGAAGGAGGAGGGCAAGAGCCGCCACGUGGAUUUCCAGUGCGUUCGGAGCAAAUCCCUGACAAACCUGGUCACGGUGGGGGAUGAUGUGUCAGAGGACCACGAGGUUAUCAUGCAUCACCCCCCACAAGUGGAUGAACUGGACAGGCUGAACGCCCCCUUCUCCCAAAUGGUUGUUAACGAUCUCCCGGAUUAGCGCGGCUCAGGGUGGAGAGUCCUGCUGCAUGUGGGAGCCUCUCGGCGUAGUGUCAUCCCAGCUGCUGGGACACAGACUCCUGCAAGGUGCUUUAUCCUCGUCCAUGCUCUUACUACCUUGUCAUAUUUCAAGCAUGUUAAUAAAAGAGCCACACUCCAUAGUCUUAAUUGUGCAAUCAAAAGCAACGUCUGCUCAGACAAAAAGAAAUGACUUCUUGUUUCUACUACAAAGGCUUCCGGAUUGUGGGUGCUGAAUAUUUUAUCUAAACUUCUGAAAGAAGAGCACAAGUGUGUGGAAACGUCUUGUGUGACAUGAGAGAGGAAAUCCUGGGCCUGUCAAGACAAAGGUUUCCUUUACCAUUAGGCACAGCUUUGUUUUUGUGAGUUACAGAGGAGUGAACAUCAAAGCAGGACAAAUGAUAUUCUAUAUCAACCAGCAGAAAUGUAGCACAGUGUGACAGCAAACCCUGAGCAUGGAGGAAUCUGUUUGCACUGCCACCUGGCUUUGGAUCCAGCGUGGUGUGCUGCUGCCCUAGGAAAGAGGAACCAGUUCCAUAGGAAGAAUAUUCACAGGAAUUCCCUGUCUGUACUUCUUCAUGAGAUGGAAUCAUUGUUUUUAGGGAUAUUUUCUGUUAAGUUCAGUAAAAUGAGUAGAUCAUGCUGAAGGAAAACCCAAAAGAGACUGUACCUGAUAUUUUACCAAUAAAAGAAAUCUGUUAAUAUCCAAA
Passer domesticus (house sparrow) is the source of this 2236-nucleotide messenger RNA. RefSeq names its product potassium channel tetramerization domain containing 20 (gene KCTD20). Gene Ontology annotation, cellular component: cytoplasm. Gene Ontology annotation, biological process: positive regulation of phosphorylation. NCBI's taxonomy places the organism in Eukaryota, Metazoa, Chordata, Aves, Passeriformes, Passeridae. The record is from RefSeq and is a predicted model, not a curated record. The transcript has 9 exons. The coding region runs from base 145 to 1509 and encodes 454 amino acids. Gene Ontology annotation, molecular function: protein binding.